Molecule: messenger RNA, 1553 nt
Organism: Fulmarus glacialis (Northern fulmar)
Lineage: Eukaryota; Metazoa; Chordata; Aves; Procellariiformes; Procellariidae
Gene: LRRTM4
Product: leucine rich repeat transmembrane neuronal 4
Exons: 1
Molecular function (GO): protein binding
Source: RefSeq, a predicted model, not a curated record
GUUUCCAUUUAAUUAAGCAGCUGAGAGGCAUGAGUGUGGUGUUAGUGCUACUUCCUAUGGUGCUGUUUGUUAUGGUUGCGGGGGCUCAGCGAGCUUGCCCCAAGAACUGCAGAUGCGAUGGCAAGAUUGUGUACUGUGAAUCUCACGCAUUCAGAGACAUCCCUCAGAAUAUUUCUGGAGGGUCUCAAGGCUUAUCAUUACGGUACAACAGCAUUCAGAAGCUGAAAUCAAAUCAGUUUGCGGGCCUGAAUCAGCUCAUAUGGCUUUAUCUUGACCAUAAUUACAUCAGCUCCGUGGAUGAGGAUGCAUUUCAGGGGAUCCGCAGGCUGAAGGAAUUAAUUCUAAGCUCCAACAAAAUUACCCAUCUGCACAACAAAACAUUUCACCCAGUCCCCAACCUCCGCAAUCUGGACCUCUCUUACAACAAGUUGCAGGUGUUGCAGUCCGAGCAGUUCAAGGGCCUUCGUAAACUCUUGAUCUUGCAUUUGCGGUCUAACUCACUGAAAACUGUGCCGAUCCGAGUUUUCCAAGACUGCCGAAACCUUGACUUUCUGGAUUUGGGCUACAACCGCCUGCGGAGCUUAUCCCGUAAUGCUUUCGCUGGCCUUUUGAAGUUGACGGAGCUCCACUUGGAGCACAACCAGUUUUCUAAGAUCAAUUUUGCCCACUUUCCACGCCUCUUCAACCUUCGCUCGAUUUAUUUGCAGUGGAAUAGGAUCCGGUCUAUUAGCCAAGGGUUAACGUGGACUUGGAGUUCCUUGCACAACUUGGAUUUAUCAGGAAAUGACAUUACAGGGAUAGAGCCUGGGACCUUCCAGUGCCUUCCCAACCUGCAAAAGCUGAACCUGGAUUCCAACAAACUCACCAACAUCUCUCAGGAGACCAUCAAUACAUGGAUCUCGCUCAUCUCCAUCACUCUGUCCGGAAAUAUGUGGGAAUGUACUCGAAGCAUUUGCCCUCUGUUUACUUGGCUUAAGAAUUUCAAGGGAAAUAAAGAAAGCACUAUGAUAUGUGCAGGCCCUAAACAUAUCCAGGGUGAAAAAGUGAGCGAUGCUGUGGAAACAUAUAAUAUCUGUGCUGAAAUCCAGGUGGUAGUUACUGAAAGAUCAUACCAGGCACCCAAAACCCCCCAGAGACCUGUCUUCAUUCCUAAACCUACCAUUUCCAAACUUGAAAGCAAUCAGCCAACAUCCGAUACGCCAAGCCCUUCGGCAGACCUCCCAACACCGGGAGUGGAACCAGAGUACGAGCACGUUUCCUUUCACAAAAUAAUCGCUGGGAGCGUGGCCCUCUUUCUUUCCGUGGCCAUGAUUUUGUUGGUAAUCUACGUGUCAUGGAAGCGCUAUCCAGCCAGCAUGAAACAGCUCCAGCAGCACUCCCUCAUGAAGAGGCGCAGGAAAAAGGCCCGAGAGUCUGAAAGGCAAAUGAACUCCCCUUUACAGGAGUAUUACGUGGACUACAAGCCAACAAACUCUGAGACCAUGGAUGUAUCGGUUAAUGGAUCUGGGCCCUGCACGUAUACCAUCUCUGGCUCCAGGGAAUGUGAGGUAUGA